Messenger RNA from Ceratotherium simum simum (southern white rhinoceros), 927 nucleotides. RefSeq names its product olfactory receptor 4K15-like. Lineage: Eukaryota; Metazoa; Chordata; Mammalia; Perissodactyla; Rhinocerotidae. Gene Ontology annotation, cellular component: membrane. Gene Ontology annotation, molecular function: G protein-coupled receptor activity; olfactory receptor activity. Gene Ontology annotation, biological process: G protein-coupled receptor signaling pathway. The record is from RefSeq and is a predicted model, not a curated record.
AUGGAGCAAGGAAACAAUUCAAGAGUGACUGAAUUUGUACUGCACAGUCUUUCAGGUUCUCGAGAGCUACAACUUUUCUAUUUUGCAUUUUUUACACUUUUCUAUUUAUCCGUUGUGCUGGGGAACCUCCUCAUUGUGCUCACAGUCAUCUCUGAACCUGCUCUACACACACCCAUGUACUUCCUACUCAGUAACCUCUCCUGCAUUGAUGUGUUUCUCUCCACCUUUGCCACACCCAAAAUGGUUGUUGACUUCCUUAUGGAGCAUAAGACCAUCUCUUUUGAAGGCUGCAUGACCCAGAUAUUCUUUCUGCAUGUCUUUGCUGGUGGUGAAAUGAUGCUCCUCGUGGCCAUGGCAUAUGAUAGAUAUGUAGCCAUACGUCGACCCUUGCAUUAUGCGACCAUCAUGAGUGUGCGCAAGUGCACAAGCCUUGUGAUGGGCUCCUGGCUCGUUGGGGUUCUGCACUCAGUAAGUCAGUUGGUCUUCACAGUAAACCUUCCAUUCUGUGGCCCCAAUAAAGUUGAUAGUUUUUUCUGUGACCUUCCCCUGGUUAUUAAACUUGCCUGCACUGAUACCUUUACUCUUGAGGUUCUGCUGCUUUCAGACAGCGGUCUAAUGGCCGCGAGCUCCUUUGUGCUCUUGCUGACCUCCUACAUGGUCAUUCUGGUUACUGUGCGACGACGUUCCUCAGAAGGCAUGUCCAAAGCAAGGGCCACUCUGACUGCCCACAUCACUGUAGUGACCCUCUUCUUUGGGCCCUGCAUCUUCAUUUAUGCCUGGCCUUUUAGCAACCUUCUAGUGGAUAAGGUUCUCUCGAUAUUUUAUACUGUUUUCACACCUCUCUUAAACCCCUUGAUCUACACCUUAAGAAAUAAGGAGGUAAUAUCAGCAAUGCGAAAACUGAGGAGUCGACAAGUGAGUUCCUGA